Daktulosphaira vitifoliae (grape phylloxera) is the source of this 2016-nucleotide messenger RNA. RefSeq lists its product as uncharacterized. The record is from RefSeq and is a predicted model, not a curated record. The transcript is spliced from 2 exons. Bases 82 to 1833 code for a protein of 583 amino acids. Lineage: Eukaryota; Metazoa; Arthropoda; Insecta; Hemiptera; Phylloxeridae.
UAUAAAAUAUUUAUAAUAUACAUUCAUUUCAUCAAUACGUAACUAAAACUUUUAUUUUUCAUAUUAUUUGUUUGUUAAAAAAUGUUCACAAAAAUAUAUUAUUUUAUAUAUUUCCUAUUAUGGUCAAUUCAAUUUGAUAAAACUAACUGCGAACUAGCGAAUGUAGAAUAUACUGAAUACUUAUUUGAAAUAGUAGAUUAUGUUCGAGUCCAUAACGGAAAUAUUCCAAUGCAAAACUUAAAGAACGGUUUAAUGGAAAAUCCAGUUUUUAUUCGAAACUUAGGUCUAUACCUCAACAACGACAAUUUUACUAGUAUAUUUGAUGCGAUUAUUGAAUCACUUAACAAUAAGUAUACAAUGGUUUUAGGAAUUUUUCAUGAAAAUAUUGGUUUUAUACUACAACAAUGUGAUAACUAUCAUUCAACAAAACAAUUUAAAAAUUUUCUUGAUUGUUUUAUUAUACUUGAUGACGCAGUAGAAAGUUCAAGGAUCCUAUUUGAUAAACUUUACAAUGUCAUGAAAUUCUUUAGUAGUUUAAAUAUAAAAUUUGCUUUUAAAAUGUAUAAAGAAAAACAUAUAAUUAUUGAUGAACUUUCUUUUGUUAUUAAGUACUUAAAUUCAAAAAAACAAAUUGAUAUUCUCAACUAUACUGAUCAAAACGGUAGUAAUCCUCAAAUUGAAACAGCUUAUAAGAAUUUUGUAAAUAUUAAACGUUUUCAUCAAAUUAUAGCAUCAAAAAAUUUUUUUAUUUAUACAAUAUACUAUAAAAAUAUAUUGCAAGUUAAUAUAGAAGAGAAUGAUGAUGCUAUAGAGCACGACAAUUAUUCAAUUAAGCGUUUGCAAUAUGUCCAGAACGUGUGUAUUGUACUCAAAGAAUUUUAUGCUGAAGCUGUCAAAAUCGAAUACGUCAAUCUUGGUUUUCACAACUUACUACAUCCCACAACACCAGGACUCAUACCACCAACAUAUGACUCAUCUAAAGAUCUCGGAAUCUAUGUUAUAAAUACACUAUUUAAGGAGAUAUAUUGGCAAUCGUUAUAUCAUACGAAAAUUCGGUUGAACAGUCAAACUAAAGAUAUAAAUGAAAUACAACAUGAUGAAGUAAAUGAAAUCAAUUUUCACAGCAAAAAACAAGACGUUGCACAUAUGUUGAAGUGUAGAUUUAGUGCAGUAUUAAAUAACAUUACUGUUUCAUUAACUGCUAUGCAACAUUUAUGUAUGAUAGAAAAUGCAAAUAAAAGCUACGGAUCUUUAAUUUUUUGUACAAAUGCAUUGAAAAGUACAUUUCCAUCAGCUACAAUCAUGUUAAAUUCUUUACUCGCAAUUCUUGCAUUGUUGAAAAAAGCAUUCAUAUGGGAUUAUGAGGUAACAUCUCUAUCGUGUUUAAAACAAGUUUCAAAAAUUACAUCAGCAUAUGUGCAGGCAAUGAAAAACCAAUAUAAUUUUUCAUUCAAAAUGGAUCAUAUAUUAAAAGGAAUAAGAUAUUUUGAAAAAGUGUAUAAAACUCUAUCUAGUUUAUCUAGUACAUUUUCAAAUACUAAAAUCUAUCAAUUUCUUGUGAACAAUUGCGAUUUUGACAUACCAAUUUUAAAUGAUUUGGAAUUAAUAGAUUCAUUUAAAAUUAAACCAAAACAUCAUAUUGAUAAUCUAGGUUCUGAUACCCUAGAUCCUGAUACCCUAGAUCUUGAAACCUUAGAUCCUGAAACCUUAGAUUCUAAUAAAUUUGUAUUUCUUAAAAUAAGUUCACAUUUAAAACAAAUUUGUGAAGAUUUUGUUAAAACUGAUUACGAUUUAGGUUUUAGUAAAUUAGUAAACCAAUAUAUUAUACAAUAAAAUUUAAAUAAUUAUCACAUUUUUAAUUUCCCUAAUUUUACGUUUCUAUAGAACCCUCAUUAUUUUUUUAAUUAUAUUAAAAUCUUAUAGAUUGUUAAUUAUAAUUUUCAAUUUUUAUAAACGACUCACAUUUUUUUCACUCAUCAUUUAAAUAAAAAAAUUUUAAAUUAAGUUUUACACAAC